This is a messenger RNA of Larimichthys crocea (large yellow croaker), 1519 nucleotides long. Its product is annotated as arylamine N-acetyltransferase, pineal gland isozyme NAT-10. The coding region runs from base 195 to 1058 and encodes 287 amino acids. The transcript has a single exon. Gene Ontology annotation, molecular function: arylamine N-acetyltransferase activity. The record is from RefSeq and is a predicted model, not a curated record. NCBI's taxonomy places the organism in Eukaryota, Metazoa, Chordata, Actinopteri, Sciaenidae.
AAAUAAAAAAGUCUGCAGCAGGAAGAGAAGGAAACUGUAAGACGGGAACCACGAUGGUUUCAGCUGCUCGGUGAACUUUAUUUCUAGACUUUGUUCAAAGUCUCGGGGUCCGUAAUUAAAAAGGAAGUUGAGUUGAAUGAAACUGAAAGUAGUGACAAAGAUUCUUGUAGAGACCUUUUAAAAAAGCAGCGACGAUGACUUCCGUCGACAUGGAUUUGGGUAAAUAUUUGUCCCGCAUUGGGUUCUCUGGCCCGGUUGAGCCCAGCCUGCAGGUGCUGAGGUCGGUUCACACCUGUCACCAGCUGUCGGUACCGUUUGAAAACCUCACGGUACACAGCGGCGGUCGAGUCCAACUUGACCCUCCUCUUCUUUAUGACAAGAUAGUGAACCAGCGUCGAGGAGGUUUCUGCUUUGAGAACAACGGCCUCUUCUCAUGGCUGCUCGACAAAAUGGGCUUCCAGGUGACUGUGCUGUCAGGCCAGGUGAGGAGUCUUAAAACGGGUCGUUACGGGCCACCUUUCGACCAUCUCAUCCUCAUGGUGAACCUUGACGGCCAGCGCUGGCUGUGCGACGUCGGCUUCGGUGUCCCGUGCUUCAGCGUCCCCCUCUCACUGGAGACCAGGGGCCUCCAGGAGCAGGGCCACCGGGUGUACCGCAUCAGGGAGGGCAUGGGGAUGCUCUUCUUGGAGUGGCAGCGGGAUGAGAACAGAGGACCGGAUGGAGACUGGGCAGAGAUCUACAAGUUCACCCUUGAACCCCGGCGUUUGGAGGACUUUGCUGAGAUGUGCCAGUACCACCAGAGCUCCCCAUGCUCCAUCUUCUUCUGCAAGUCCCUCUGCACGGUUUUAAAACCAGGCGGAAGGCUCACCUACAUUGGCCGCAGAUUGAUCAGCGUCACAUUUCCAACAGAGGGGACAGGGAGGGAGGUGGAAACCACAACCAGGGAGCUCAAAGAUGAGGAGAUCCCAGGAGUUUUAGCAGAGCAUUUUAGGAUUGUGUUAAAGUCUCCACUCAUACCAAAGGAUGAGACAAUCACACCACCACCAGUUAUGUAUUGAUCAUGCUUCCAUGUGAGGUAUCUCUGUCGUACAACAAGAUUUAUGAGAACAUGCAACAAAAAAAGAUAAAUUGUCAGUUUGAUUUAAUAAAUUAUACAUACACUUUUAAGAUGUACAAUGGUCAUUGCAUUAAUCCAUAUCCAUCUUUUUUCUUUUUUUUUUUUAAGACAAAGUCUGCGUUCAAAGUAUUUACACAUGUACAAUUAUCAGGCAGCACUUUACAAAGCAAGGCAUGAACGACAAUACAGAUGUGGAGCUUCAAAUCAAACCUCUAACCCUCACCCUCCUGCCAACUCCCAUUUCUUCCUCUGAUAGGAUUUACUCAGCUGUCCCAUGGUUAUAAUACACUUCCCCCAUCCCACCUUUGAUGGGCGUGAAAGGGAAUUCAAGCAAUUGAACGACAUCCAUUAAAUCCACCAAGAUCCAUGGGAGAUUCAAAAGAAUUAAGGUCCGAGGACUGA